GUCCAUUAGUGAAUGGGAUUCUUCCAAAAGACCAAAAAUCAACCCAUCACUCGCCGGACACCCAAAAUACGGUACAUCAGCCAUCAAAUCGAAAUCGAUCGUCGAAAUCUACUGGUUGACGAUGUUUACUUUUUCGGUAGGUAUGGCACUUCAUGGACGCCACCACUGGAUUUGUAAGCAUCCAUCCUACCCAAAAUGAUUUUGAGCGGCUGGAGUGAGAUACUCGUCUUCUCAAUCGUGCUUCCACUGGUCGUAACGCCAUCCUCGACAAUCGCCUUCACCUCUGAUGUGAACUACAGCACGAGGAGGAUUUGCCGUGCAACGGGUAAGAAUUCUUUUUCAUCUGCUUUGGCAGCCGGGGGGUUCGGCAAAGCGCCCGCACCGUCUUCGAAAAAGAAGAAGAAGAACAAAAAGAAACAAAAGCAAAUGGAGAAUGCUGUUCCUCCGUACAUCCCAUACGACUCAUAUCCCAACAAUGUUGCUUCCGGUGCCAACGAUUCGGGAUCUCCGUCGACCAAACAACAAACAAGUGACUUUCUAGAUUGGCUGGAGGAAGAGGAAAUAGAGGGACUGGAUGGGGUGGAGAUUGGUUUUUCAAAACUAGGUACCGAGAUCGGUGCAAGCGACAACGACACCGCAGACGACAAUUUUCUAAGGGGUGUCUUUGCACGACAAAACUUUCGGGCCGGAGAGUACAUCAUGGCGGUCCCCUUUGUAUCGACCAUUCUGUUGGACGAGGAAUUCGAUGCGACCCGCAAACCCGGUGAAACCGUGCUCCGAGCCGAUGCCCCCGAGAUCGGCCUCCACCUCUUGAAAACCAUAAACGAAUCGAACUUCGGUGGGAAUUUCCGGGCCUUUUUGGAUUGCCUGCCGACGUCACCGGACGAUCCAAACUUCGACGCAACCCCCGACUUUUGGUCGGAAAAGGACGUCCGGAAACUGGAAAUACCGGGGGUAAUCGACAGCAUGCUGUCUCGAAAGGCAUCCAUCGCGGCUCUCUCGGCCGACCAGAGUGAACCGGGGGACGCUCCUACCCUUCGGCAGUGUUGUUGGAUGGUCCAGUCGCGGGCCUUCACAACAUACAAAAAGGCGGUGGACCUCCUCGGGAACGAGGGGCUCCUGUCCCGGGUGGUCCUGAUCCCGUUCAUCGACAUGAUCAACCACGGCUCCCGGGGUACCGCAAACGCCGAGAUGCAGGUGGUCGAAACCAAGGAGUACGACGAGUCCUUUUACGCCCUGGUGGCCACCAAGCCCAUCCGCAAGGGGGAGGAGGUCCGGCUGUGCUACGGGACGGGAGAGGAAACGGCUCUGGAACUCUUCUGCAAGUACGGGUUUCUGCCGGGCGUGGACGAUCCGGACAAAGAACGGAAAGCCCUGGGAAAGCUCCUGGAGGGCGUCGAGUGGAGCACUACCCUGGAAGAAGACCGGGCCAUGCUGUCGACCGACGAAGGCUCCAGGGAACCCAUGCGAACGAUUUUGUCGAUCCGAAUCUACGCCAAGAGCCUCUUCGCUUGAGCGGUGCGACUUGCACUCGCAACCGCGGCGUCUAGAUCAUCCAAUAACAUUUGUCGUCCAAU
Pseudo-nitzschia multistriata is the source of this 1577-nucleotide messenger RNA. NCBI's taxonomy places the organism in Eukaryota, Bacillariophyta, Bacillariophyceae, Bacillariales, Bacillariaceae. The record is from the annotation of a GenBank genome assembly.